Anopheles nili is the source of this 7692-nucleotide messenger RNA. RefSeq names its product filamin-A (gene cher). The transcript is spliced from 17 exons. Gene Ontology annotation, biological process: actin cytoskeleton organization. Lineage: Eukaryota; Metazoa; Arthropoda; Insecta; Diptera; Culicidae. Bases 16 to 7476 code for a protein of 2486 amino acids. The record is from RefSeq and is a predicted model, not a curated record. Gene Ontology annotation, molecular function: actin filament binding.
GACGAGGAGGCCGAGAUGGAGGCCGAACGGGAUCUGGCUGAGGACGCGCAGUGGAAGCGAAUACAGCAGAACACGUUCACGCGCUGGGCGAACGAGCACCUGAAGAUCAUCAACCAGACGAUCGCCAAUCUCGAGAGCGAUCUUGCCGACGGAUUGCGCCUGAUCGCGCUGAUCGAGGUCCUGUCACAGAAGCGCAUGAGCAAACACAACAAGCGGCCUACGUUCCGCAGCCAGAAGCUGGAGAAUGUGUCCGUAGCGCUGAAGUUCCUCGAGGUUGAGGGCAUCAAAAUCGUCAACAUCGAUUCCUCGGACAUCGUCGACUGCAAGCUGAAGCUGAUCAUGGGCCUGAUCUGGACGCUGAUUUUGCACUACUCCAUCUCGCUGCCGAUGUGGGAAGGUGACGAGAACGGAGACAACCAGGCCAACGGCAACGGAGCCUCACCCAAGCAACGACUGAUGAACUGGAUACACCGGCUGGUACCGGAUCUGCCUAUCAACAACUUCACCUCGGACUGGACCAACGGCAAAGCCGUAGGAGCGCUGGUGGACGCGGUCGCUCCCGGUCUCUGCCCAGACUGGCCCAUGUGGGAUCCGAAGGAUGCCGUUCAGAAUGCGGCCGAAGCGAUGGGUCUAGCCGACGACUGGCUAAACGUUCGUCAGCUGAUCCGGCCCGAGGAAAUGGUCAACCCAAACAUCGACGAGCAGUCCAUGAUGACCUACCUGUCACAGUACCCGAACGCGAAACUGAAGUCCGGGGCUCCACUGCGUCCACGCACCAACCACAGCAGUGUUCCACCGCCGCGGGUGCGCGCAUACGGACCGGGUAUCGAACCGACCGGUCCCACAGUAGGUGCUCCGGCUAACUUCACCGUCGAGACGUUCUCCGCCGGCAAAGGCAACGUGGAAGUGGCCGUUCACAACCCCAACGGCAACCCGGAGAAGGCGGAUUGUCGCUUCAACAACGACAAGAACCUAACGUACUCGGUGUCGUACGUUCCGAAGCUGCAAGGUCCACACAAGGUGUACGUGAAGUUUAACGGUCGUGACAUCCCGAAGAGCCCGUACGAGGUGGAAGUGGCCGGGCAGGCUGGCGACCCGUCUAAGGUGACGGCUAGUGGGCCGGGUAUAUUGCCGGAUGGUGUAGUUGUUGGAAAGCAGACAUACUUCGACAUCACGACGAAAGACGCCGGCAAGGGUACACCGGAGGUAAUCGUGCUGGAUCCUGCGAACCAUAAGACGGCAGUUGCCGCGAAAUUGCGCCAAGUCGGUACGGACCAGUGGCGAUGCGAGUAUACGGCCAAGCAGGUCGGAUUGCACUCAGUCAACGUGUUCUACUGCGGGCAGCAGAUCCGUGGCAGUCCGUACGGUGUGCGAGUGGCACCUGUGUGUGAUCCGCGCAAGGUGCGGGCUAGUGGACGUGGCCUGCAACCAGUUGGCGUGCGCGUGAACGACGACGACGUGACGUUCCGCAUCUACACCGAGGGUGCCGGUGAAGGUAUCCCGGAGGUGAAGAUCUUUGGACCCGGCGGUGUCGUGCCGGAGCACAGCAUCCGCAAACUGGACGCGACCACGUACGAGGCGCAAUACAUUCCACUGAAGGAGGGCCGCUACAAGAUCCUGGUGCUGUACGGUGGCCAGGAGAUCCCGAAAUCGCCCUUCGAGGUGACGGUUGGGCCACAGAAGCACACGUCGAUCGUGGCGUACGGUCCGGGUCUACGGUCGGGUAUGGUUGGCCAGCCGGCAUGUUUCGUCGUCGAAACGAACGGUGAAACGGGCAAUCUUGGGUUCAGCAUUGCUGGCCCAUCGCAGGCCGAAAUUGAGUGUCACGACAACGGGGACGGAUCGGCACUGGUCAAGUACCAUCCAACCGCACCGGGCGAGUAUGCCGUGCACAUCCUGUGCGACAACGAAGACAUCCCCAAGAGCCCCCACAUCGCGCACGUGCUCCCGAAGACGGACGACUUCCACCCGGAGCUGGUGAAGGUAACCGGACCGGGUGUGGAGAAGAACGGCAGCGUGAUCGUCGGGAAACCCACGGAGUUCACGGUCGAUGCGACACGAGCCGGUUCAGCACCGCUAGAGGUGAAAAUUAACGACGUUUUCUCCAACACGAUCACGCACAAAAUCGCCCAGACCGAGGGUGGGGCGAAGAAAAUCACCUACACCGCUCCCACGGCCGAACCGAUCACGGUGGAAGUAAACUAUGGUGGUGUGGCCGUGCCACAAUCGCCCUUCCGUGUGAAUGUUUCCACCCCACUGGACGCGUCGAAGGUGCAGUUCUUUGGGCCGUGGCUGGAGCCGGGUGUUAAGCCUAACGCGGCCACUCACUUCAACGUGGACGCCAGGGCCGCUGGUAACGGGCUGCUGGAGGUCAAUCUGGUGCACGAAGAAACCAAGCAGAAGGUACCGGUACGCAUCAUCGAUAACAACGACAACACGUACGCGGUGGAAGUCAUCCCGCCUCUGCCAGGCACCUACUCGACGAACCUGCUGUAUGGUGGGCUGAAAGUGCCACUGGCACCCAAGGUGACCGUUGCACCACCGGUCGAUGUGUCGAAGAUCAAGGUGGACGGACUGGAACCGACCGCACCGUUGAACAGUCUGCAGCAGUUCCGUGUGAUAACGAACGGAAUCGGGAAGGCGGACCUCGCCGUCACCAUCACGAGCCCUUCCGGGAACCGCGUGAAGGCACACGUCAUUCCGACUGCCGAAGGCUUCCUGGUGAACUUCACGCCCACCCAGCUGGGCGAGUACCUGUUGAGUGUGAGUUUUGGUGGCACGCCUAUCACUCCGCAGCCCUUCCGGUUGCAGUGCCUGGUGGGUUCGGACUCGCGCAAAGUGCAGGCCAGUGGACCGGGACUGGUGCGCGGAAUCAUCAACCGACCGGCCGAGUUUAUAAUCGAUACGCGAGGUGCCGGCCAGGGUGGGCUGGGCGUUACGGUCGAAGGUCCUUGCGAGGCGGCCAUCAAUUGUCGCGACAACGGUGACGGCACGUGUAACGUAGCCUAUCUACCGACGGAGAUCGGUGAUUACACGAUCAAUAUCACGUUCAACGAUGACCACAUCGCGGGGUCGCCCUACCAGGCCAUCAUCGUGCCGGAACCGAACCUCAGCAAGAUACGCGUCUCGGGCAUGGGCAUCCAGCCACACGGUGUCAUCAUGAACGCGCCCACCGACUUCCUGGUCGACAUGAGCAAGGUCGGCAACGACGUCGACCGGUCGAAGCUUUCGUGUAACAUCUUCGACCCGCGAGGUAACGAAAUUCCGAGCAAACUGGUGCCAAGCGAAUCGGCCGAUGAUGUGUUUCGUAUCAUGUACACGCCGUUUGAGGCAGGUCGGCACACGAUCGACUUGCUGUACGAUAACGUACCCGUACCGGGAUCACCGUUCGUAGUGAACGUCAAGUCGGGUUGCGAUCCGGCCCGGUGCCGAGCGUACGGACCAGGUCUGGAAGGUGCAUUAACCAACCAGCUGGCUACCUUCACGGUGGAAACUCGCGGUGCCGGUGCCGGUGGACUGUCGCUGGCCAUCGAGGGCCCAUCCGAGGCCAAAAUGAGCUGCACCGACAACCGUGAUGGCUCGUGUGAUGUUGAGUAUCUGCCAACGGAACCGGGCGAGUACGACAUCACGAUUCGUUACGCCGACAAGCACAUCCCCGGAUCGCCGUUUAAGGUCGCAGUGAACGAAUCGACUCGCCCGGAGAAGGUGAAGGUGUACGGACCGGGUAUCGAACACGGUCAGGUGUACGAGGGCAUACCCGCGCAGUUCUACAUCAACUGCGCUGAGGCCGGACCCGGCAAGUUUGCCGUCAAGUUGAGCUCCUCAGAUGGCAAGCCAAUUGCGGUGCAGGUGCAGGACAAGGGAGAUGGUGUGUACAGUGUAACGUAUGUGCCUCCGAAGGAGGGCUCCGUGCUUACUGCGGACUUGCGAUUUGCUGACCAAGACGUCAGCUGCAGCCCCUUCGUGAUGACGGUGUCCCCAGCACCAAAUGACGCUCCGGCCAAGGUGUACGGAGACGCAGCAACGAAGAAAUCGCUCCCAGCGUCAUUACCGGCAAAGUUCCAGAUCGACGCACCGACGACCAAGGCCAAGGAAGACAUCAACGUCAGCAUUAAGGGUCCGGAUGGGAAACCGCUCGUGCCGAAGAUGGACCAGGAAGCCGAUGGAACGUACGCCGUUUCGUUUGUGCCGGAUGAAUGCGGUCCCUAUAAUGUCAGUAUUAAGUGCGGUGGAAAGGACGUCCUUGGGUCGCCCUUCUUAUUGCAAGCCAUACCAACGGGAGAGGCUGAAAAAUGCAAAAUGGUGCAGGCCAUCCCGACAAACCAAGAGUACGGCAAGAAAAAUCACUUCGCCGUCGAUGCCAGAGAAGCAGGAACAGGUGCCGUAACGUGCAAGAUUGUGUCCCAUUCAGAAGCGAGCGAUGUGGACAUCGAUAUCAUCGAGAAGGACGGAUUCUUCGACAUUUUCUACGUGCUGAAGGACCCUGGCGAUUACGAUCUGGACAUUAAGUUUGGCGGACAGAACAUACCGAAUGGGACAUUCACGGUUAAGGCCGUCGACAACGUCGAAGAGCAGGUAACGAAGAGUACCACCAGCUCCAGCAAAACCACUUCAUCGGCCGUCUCCGAGAACCACAGCUACCAGCACCAGGAGUCGUACGUCGAGCAGGUGUCAUCCGUGUCCAAAUCCAAACAAUACAUCCAGCAAACUGCCAGUGAAGAGUUCCUCGUCCGAGAGCGACUCGUAAACGGCAAACACGACAGUGUGUCCACGCACAACAGCGUACAACAGUCAUCGGCCAGUAGCACCACCAACAGCAGCGCCACAAACGGCAACGGAACAACCGAACACGAUAACCGCCUCAACGGUACAGCACAAUCGUCGAGCCGCUAUCGCGCCUUCAAGCUCGAUCGCCUGAACACCCCGCAAACCGGCGGUUCGGUAACAGCCGAAAUCAAGAUGCCCAGCGGACAAGUAGACAAGCCAGUGGUGGACGACAACCACGAUGGCACCGUGUCGAUCCGGUACGAUCCGAAGGAGGAAGGCAUCCACGAGCUGGCGGUCAAGUACAACGGUGAACACGUGCAGGGUUCCCCGUUCAAAUUCCACGUCGACUCGAUCUCGUCCGGGUACGUGACGGCGUACGGACCCGGUCUCGUGCACGGUGUCACCGGUGAACCGGCCCAAUUCAUCAUCUCGACCAAGGGUGCAGGUGCCGGUGGGCUCCAGAUGGCCGUCGAAGGACCCAGCAAGGCCGACAUCACGUACCACGACAACAAGGAUGGAACGGUGUCGGUAUCGUACCUGCCAACUGCACCGGGCGAGUACAAGAUUUCGGUUCGUUUCGGUGACAAGCACAUCAAGGGUUCGCCGUACUUCGCGAAGAUCACGGGCGAGGGUCGCAAGCGUAACCAAAUUUCGGUUGGUUCCUGCUCGGAAGUGACGCUACCGGGUGUGAUCAGCGACCAGGACCUACGGUCGUUGAACGCCUCAAUCCAGGCACCGUCCGGUCUCGAAGAACCGUGCUUCCUGAAGCGCAUGCCAACCGGCAACAUUGGCAUCUCGUUUACGCCGCGUGAAAUCGGUGAACACACGGUCUCGGUGAAGCGGCUCGGCAAGCACAUCGCCAACUCACCCUUCAAGGUGAAGGUGUGCGAGCGCGAGGUCGGUGACGCCAAGAAGGUCCUUGUGACGGGCGGUGCCCUGACGGAGGGUCACACGCACCAGGACAACGUGUUUGCGAUCGAUACGCGCAACGCCGGGUACGGUGGGUUGUCCCUUUCGAUCGAGGGCCCAAGCAAGGCGGAAAUUCAGUGCACGGAUAAGGACGACGGCACGCUCAACAUCGCGUACAAACCGACCGAACCGGGGUACUACAUCGUGAAUCUGAAGUUUGCGGAUCACCACGUCACCGGAUCACCGUUCACGGUGAAGGUGUCCGGCGAGGGUACGAACCGGCAGCGUGAGAAGAUCCAGCGACAGCGGGAAGCCGUCCCGAUCACGGAGGUUGGCAGCCAGUGCAAGCUGACGUUCAAGAUGCCGGGCAUUACGUCGUUUGAUUUGUCUGCCACCGUGACGUCACCGGGUGGGGUGAGCGAGGACGCGGAGAUACAGGAGAUCGAGGAUGGGCUGUACGCGGUGCACUUCAUCCCGAAGGAGCUGGGUGUGCACACGGUGUCGGUCAAGUACAAGCAGAUCCAUAUUCCCGGAUCGCCAUUCCAGUUCACCGUCGGUCCGCUCAGGGACACCGGGGCGCAUCUGGUGAAGGCGGGCGGUCCAGGACUCGAGCACGGUGAGCAGGGUGUUCCGGCGGAGUUUAACGUUUGGACGCGUGAAGCCGGUGGAGGUACUUUGGCCAUCUCCGUUGAAGGCCCGAGUAAGGCCGAGAUCGAGUUCAAGGAUCGCAAGGAUGGCUCGUGCGAUGUUUCGUACGUGGUCAGCGAACCAGGUGACUACCGCAUUGGGCUGAAGUUCAACGAUCGCCAUAUUCCGGACUCACCGUUCAAGGUGUACAUUUCGCCGGCGAUGGGCGAAGCGCACAAGCUGGAGGUGGCCCAAUUCCCGACCGGUUGUGUGCAGGCGGACAAACCCGCUCAAUUCAUGGUGCGCAAGAACGGCGCCAAGGGUGAGCUGGAUGCGAAGGUGGUAGCACCCUCAAACAACGAAGACGAUUGCUUCAUCCAGCUGAUCGACCAGGAUCAGUACUCCGUUCGGUUCUACCCACGCGAAAACGGCAUCCACGCGAUCCACGUCAAGUUCAACGGUGUCCACAUACCGGGCUCACCGUACCGCAUCAAGGUCGGCAAGGACGACGUCGAUCCGGCAGCGGUGCAUGCCUCCGGCAAAGGUCUCGGUGAUGUGAAGACGGGCGAAAAGACGGAUCUGAUCAUCGACACGUGUAAUGCCGGUGCCGGAACACUCGCGGUCACCGUCGACGGUCCGGCAAAGGUCGCGAUGGACUGCACCGAGGUCGAGGAAGGGUACAAGGUGCGCUACACACCGCUUCUGCCCGGCCACUACUACAUGACGAUCAAGUACAACCAGAUGCACAUCGUCGGCUCACCGUUUAAGAUCAACUGCACGGGCGAGAGCCUGGCGGAGGCCGGUGGUCAGGAGACGUCCUCCGUGAUCGUCGAAACGGUCGCGAAGGUCUCGAAGGGUGGCAACCGGACCGGCGUUAUCCUGCCGAUCUUCAAAUCGGACGCGAGCAAGAUCCAAUCGAAGGGUAUGGGCCUCAAGAAGGCGUACAUGGGCAAGCAGAACCAGUUCACGAUCAAUGCCGGUGACGCGGGCAACAACAUCCUAUUCGUUGGCAUUUACGGACCGAAAGGACCGUGCGAUGAGGUGUUCAUCAAGCACACCGGCCGUAACCAGUACACGGUCAACUAUCUCGUGCGUGAGCGUGGCGAUUACAUCCUGCUGGUGAAAUGGGGCGACGAACACAUCCCCGGCUCGCCCUUCAAGGUUGACGUUUAAGGACCCCACAGCACACACUCUCCCCGUCCGCACGAGCACGAGCGCCAACGAGCGUUCCUUUGGUCGGCUUUUAAUUUUCUCAAAAACACCUCCCGUACUCCCGCUUCCCUGUUCCCUUCUUUUCCUUUUUAGUGUGUUUAAGUUUUAAAACAAAAGAAAGCAAAAGCGGAAAAAAGAAUUUUAUCCAUACGUCGUUAUCCUUUCCUUUUGUUUGUU